GGAUACCGUGUCAGAUGGGAGCAAGUGUCUGCAUCGAUGCAUAGGGUAGAUGCUGCAGGAAUCCUAGAAAGGAUGGCAUCUGUCGGCUGUGUUGCAAGAAGAGUGUACUCUGUAAAAGGUCCCCUCUCAUUGGUUCAUGUAGAUACAAACCACAAACUCAUCAGAUAUGGCAUAGUUAUAUUUGCUGGGAUUGAUGGCUAUUCGCGAAAGAUGAUGUACCUUGGUGCUGGAAAUAAUAACAAGGCAUCAACUGCAUUAGGCUUCUUUAUGAGCUCUGUUGAACAGUUUGGCUUUCCUUUAAGAGUUAGAGGAGACCAGGGUGUCGAAAAUGUUGGCAUUGCUCAUUGCAUGUUUACUGUUCGUGGUUGUGGCAGAGCAAUCUACAUUUCAGGAAAAAGUGUUCACAAUCAAAGAGUUGAGCGCUUGUGGCGUGAUGUCUGGAUGGCUGUAACCAGUGUUUAUUAUGAGCUACUUCACAACCUUGAGGAAGACUGCCUGCUUGACCCCUCCAACAGCCUCCACCUGUUCUGUGCUCAGUACAUCUUUGUGGAACGUCUGCAAAAGGACCUUGACACUUUCAAGAAUGGGUGGGAUAAUCAUGCCCUGCGAACAGAACAAAGUCUUACGCCUAAUCAACUUUGGACUAUAGGACUUCUUCAAAAUCCUGUGGCUGCACCAGAAAACACUGAGUAUAUUUUCAGGACAUUCAAGAACAUUUCUCUUUGGACCUUGACUGUUCGAGACCAGAAAGUGGUGGUGGAGUAGUUCUUCCACCAAUACAGUGUCCUUUGGGGCCUGAGGCGAUGGCAGGACUGAGGGCAGCCAUUCAUCCUCUUAGUCCCUCCUUUGACAACGGAAGAGACCUUUAUGAGAGAGUGCUGAACUACAUCAGAGUUCAUUCAGUAACACAACAGAACCCACUCAGUUAGCCUUUCUCAUAGGAUUUAACCACAUUAUUUGUAUUGUAAUGACAGAAUAGCAAAUCAAUCAAUCUUAAGAUGUAAUUUCAGAUUAUUUGAUGAAUGUAUCUUUUUUAAUUGCAUCAAAUACUGUUGUUACCUUUUAUAACGUAAUGUUUAAAGUAGCCACAUUCAGUUAAGCAUCUCAUGUCUGAUGUUUUUGUAACUGGGUUGAUUAAAUUUGUUUAACAUGUCAUGU
This is a messenger RNA of Oreochromis aureus, 1158 nucleotides long. RefSeq lists its product as uncharacterized. NCBI's taxonomy places the organism in Eukaryota, Metazoa, Chordata, Actinopteri, Cichliformes, Cichlidae. The transcript has 6 exons. The coding region runs from base 37 to 765 and encodes 242 amino acids. The record is from RefSeq and is a predicted model, not a curated record.